Messenger RNA from Phalaenopsis equestris, 2157 nucleotides. Its product is annotated as probable mediator of RNA polymerase II transcription subunit 26b. Gene Ontology annotation, cellular component: nucleus. Lineage: Eukaryota; Viridiplantae; Streptophyta; Magnoliopsida; Asparagales; Orchidaceae. The coding region runs from base 511 to 1863 and encodes 450 amino acids. The transcript has 9 exons. The record is from RefSeq and is a predicted model, not a curated record.
GAUUGUGUGCGUUAGGAAACGCUGUCUUCUUUUGCCACAGGAUUACUCUGCGGUCUUUUUCAGUCCCUCUGGUUUUGCUUCUUUCUUUCCACCCGGAGAAGGAGAGAGGAAAUAACACUGAAAGAGAGGCAAAAAUAGGAAGAGCUUGAAACUCUGCAAUCUCCAUUUUUUUCCAAAACUGUUUUUUUUUUUUCAUUCUGCACUCAAACGCCGCAUCAGUUGCAGAAGAAGAAAAGCAGAAAGAAGGGGAAAAAAGGGGGGCAAUUUUACGGUAGGGCGGAACCUGCAAUCUAAAGAUUGUUUCUUGUCUGCUAAUUUUUCAGAUCAAAUUUCAACCUUUUUCCUUUAUUUGAUUGGGUUGAACAGACCAAUCUUUCAUUCUCCUUCCGUUCCGCUGGAAAUUCGAAACCCCCUUGCGAUUGUGGAAAGUAACGAUAUUCAUUUGAGAAAAACCUAUUCUUGAUCUCGAUUCCGGUUUCUCGCUGGAUAUCGGCGAUCGCUGUGGGCUCGAUGGCGGGCAAAUCCAUCUCGUUGGAUUACUGGAGAAAGUUUUUCCGCAGUGCGAACUCGGAUAUAUUUGAGGUGAUCGAGCAGGCGAUCGUCGUUGCGGCGGUGGAUUGCCCAAAGGAGUUCAGGAGCAGAAGGGAUCGGAUUGCUGAGAAGCUUUUCACCUGCAGGCUUUCUCGUUGCUUUGGGUGCAAUAACGUUGAGCUUCAGAUUCCUGAUGAUGGUGAGGAAUUGGGGGAAGAGGAAGGAGGAGGAAGCGUUAAGAGGGAGGUGGGUGAGAAAAGCAGUAAAAUGGAUAGCUGUAAUGGCGAGGCUGAAGAUUUGAACAGGGUAGGUUUAAGCAAUUAUAGCUAUGAUGAGGCCGAGGCUCUUACAGAUGUGAUGGAAGAGGAAACCCAGAUGGUUGGGGAGGUCCUGAGGAUAAAGGAGCUUCUCCGCAACAACCUUGAUGAGUCUGAUGCAGUGUUGUAUGAAUCUUUGAGGAGGUUGGAGCUGAUGCACCUUUCGGUAGAAACUCUGAAGGCAACUGAAAUUGGAAGGGCUGUGAAUGGUCUGCGGAAACACAGCUCCAAGCAGAUUCGCAACCUUGUUCGGACUCUCAUUGAAGGUUGGAAGGUGUUGGUGGAUGAGUGGGUUAAUGCUACAGCUGCAAUUGCUGAUCACUCUCCUGACUCUGUUAAUCCCUCUACUGUGUAUGAAGAGGAGGGGUUACCUUCUCCUCCAAUGGAUGAAGGAGCUCUAUUAGUCACACAGACCACUUCUAUUCCCCUUUCUGAGUUCUUCGAUGGCAUGGAUGAUGAUGGAAAUUUAAGGACUUCAGGGGACUUUAUGAGUUUUGGAGAUGUCGAUAGACGCAUUCCUCAAAACCGUGGACCUGUGCGACGGCAAGAGCCACCUCGGCCACCGGCCGUUCCCGUCGAAAGAACACCGGUGAGUAAGCCCGAAGAUGUUGUCCGGCAAGCAAAGCCACAUGCCAUUCCUAGCACUCAAUCAAAGCCACAUCAAACCAUUGUCGAUAAGCCAAGCAAACCUUCUACUGCUGAUUCUGGCCCAGGCAGACCUCUUAAACUAUCCUCUGAACAAAAAUCAAACACUCAGCUCUCUAAUGUUCAGAGAAAGCUUUCUAACGGUCCUCAAGAUAAAUUGAAGAAUUCUGACGAAGCUUCAGUCGAUGCUAAGCUCGAGCAGGCGAAGAGGAGGCUCCAUGAACGAUAUCAGCAAGCAGAGAAUGCGAAGCGGCAGAGAACGAUACAAGUAAUGGAGAUAAAUGAUCUUCCGAAGCAAUCACAUAACCAACGGCCGUCUAACAUGAAGCCUAAGAACCAGUUCAGGAAUUGGGCGAAUGCGCGGCGAUGAUCUCGGGACAAAAUUCCUUUACCUCUCUAGAGAAAGAGAAUAUAAGAAAUUCUUAUGUGAGUUUCAGAAGCUCCAUUUGAGUUGAAUUUCAAGUUAUGGAACUUGAUACUCUUUAAUGAUCACAUUUUGAGAUUAGUUCUAUUGUUUGCAAGGUGAAAUUUGAAAAUAGAAACAGAUCAGAGAUGUCAAAUUUACAUUUUGCAUAAUAAACCUUUUUCUCUCAUUAUUGACCCCGAAAGAUUUUCUUUUUUCUUUUCAAAAUAUCAACUUUUUGCUAUAGAUGAUGAUGUAACC